AGUUGAUGCACUCAACAUUGGAGGAGUUCCCAACAUCAGCAACAUUCUCCAAUACGCUGGGGAUGUGCAGUCACAUGAUUUCGUCGGGUGUGCUCACAGCUUCGAGGUGAAUGGCAUUGACAUGCUGGACGUCAGAGGGGCCCUUCAUCGCGCAGGGAGUCGCUGACAAGUGUCCGAGGUCAAGCCCAGGAGGCCAGUGUGCUUUGAUGUCAUGUCAGAAUGGCGGUCGGUGUGUGGACGAGUGGACGACCACCAGGUGUCAGUGCAGAAAGGAUUACAUGGGAGACAAGUGUGAAGAAGAAUGGAAGCCAUUUGGGUUUGGACCUGAUGCAACAGUGGAGUACAAGGUUCGGGACAGUUAUCGCAGAGACACAAAAGUGUCAGAAGUGACGUCUCGGAGAAAACGAGCAUUGGACAGUUCAAAGGUUUUCCUUCGAUUCCGAACAACAAAAUCCAGUGGAAAUCUGUUGUAUGUUGCCAUCAACAACAAGAAAUCCUAUAUCUGGAUUGAGGACAGCACUAUAAAGUUUGUCCUGAUGAAUGGUGAUGUGAAUGACCCACUGUCAAUUGAGGGUGCAACUGUGACAGAUGGCGAGUGGCACAACGUGACGGUGACUGGAUCAGGAAGCAACUUCAUCCUCAAAGUGGACAAAACUACCACCGAGUCCAAGAAUUUUGGAUCAUCCUUCGACUUUUCUUCCGUUGAUGUAUCAGAAAUGAAAUUAAGUGGAGAAAGAACUGUUCCAAGUGGUUCCGAAAUACCAGGUUUUGAUGGUUGUAUCUCCUCCUUCUUCAUUGAUGAUGAGAAACUUCCAUUCGGAGGAUCUGAUGGUCGGUACGAGAUCACGGUGUCCGGAAGUGUUGAGACUGGUUGUCAAGCCCUGUGUGAGAACAACCCCUGCGGAGGUGGGCAGACGUGUAGUGUAGAUGGAGAGGCGAUAGCCUGUAUUGCAGCCCCCGACAACGGUGGAGGUCUCCAGAUCGGAGUCAUCAUUGUCAUCUGUUUCUUCACUCUGCUUAUAAUCGCCAUCGUCAUUGUGUUCAUCAUCUUCAAGCGACGUGGAAUGUGCCGGAAAACGUGUCUGAAGAGUCAGACGAAGACAAAUGGCAACCUGGGCCACAGUCUGGGUGGGUCUCAGGAGAACCCAGACUCAGGAUAUGUGGAGAACCCAAAUGAGGAGAUGAUCAUCGGUAACCACAUCACCAAUGAACUGAUGCUCCAGAAGAGUAGCUCACUUUCGACAAAACCAGAUUUGAUUGGAUCCAACACGAUGGGCCGAGCUCUUCCUCAGCCAGUGGAAUUAGAAGAUGGUACUGUGAUUGUUGAAAAUGGAGGCAGUGUCAGCCACAUGCAGCCAUAUGAUGAGAAUAUCCCGGAGUGUUACGAUCUGGAAAAUGCCAGCAGUAUUGCUCCCUCAGAUAUAGACGUGGCACUGCAUUACAGACAUUUACGCAAUGGCCAGGGGCCAAAAUUCAGACCUAACCCUCAUUCAUAUCAGCAGAAGGCUCCGUAUGGUCGCCAUGGUGAGAGCCCAUUGACAUUUGGCCCUGGUGGCCGUCCUGGAUCGGUUAGUCCAAGCAUGCUCAAACCUCGAAAUGGCUACCAAAAUCCUAGCUCCAUGACUGGGUCUGCUGUGUCAGUACCCGCAAGGAACAGUCCACAUGUUCUAAAUGUGCGGAGACCCAACUCAGCACAGGCUGUGAUGAGGAAUAGUCCUCUUCAAAAUAAUCACAGGGCCAGUCCUCUUGGCCAGCUUCAGAUGAGAAACACCCCGUUGUCGCAGGCUCACAGCCGGAGCAACUCGGCACAUUCUCUCGGGAGCCAUCACAGCCACAGCAGCUCCAGCUCAUCAGCUCCCAGGAUCCCUACUUCCCAUCUACACAAGCCUGCCAGACAUAGCAGGAAGCAUGGGGAGAAAGGCCUGACUGUGGAAGAGAUUAACCGGCUAAAUGCCCGACCAGACAAUACUGCACCUGUCAGCAUGGCUGAAGCCUUGUCUUCCUCCAGUGGUGACCAUAAAUAUCGUAGCAUGAAGCUACAGGAACAGCUGGAUAGUGGAGUGUUGUUGGAGCCGCCAGACUCCAGUUCUGAGGACAGUGGAGCCAAUGAUUCCUUCACUUGCUCCGAGUUCGAGUAUGAAAACGACAGGACCAGAACAGACUUUGACCAGGGUUUGAUAUUCUCCAAGUUGCCUGAUGUACACGAAACUGACGAAAACCCCAUUGAUAGUCGUGUGAAUUCAGAUGGUAUGGAUUCUAAUGGUGAUUCCUUCACAAGUACUGUUGCCUCGUCAGAGGACAAUCCCUUCAACCCCAAUCAAAAACCAAAUGGGGCAUUCAAUUUUGAUGCCCUUUUGAAUUGGGGUCCGAACUUUGAUAAACUUGUAGGAGUGUUUAAAGACAUUGCCUUGUUGCCAGACAAUGAGAAACAAGCACUUGAAGGAGUUCCAGGAAAUGAUUAUGAAGAAUAUGUUUAGGUAUUAGUUAAUCAAUGGCUAUUAAUUCUCAUUUGUUACUACAGCAGUCAUUUGUGAGAUCUUCAUUAUCGAGAAUCCUCCAUGGUACACAAUGGAUUUCAGAUUCAACUGAAAUAUUUUACCUCAGCAUCGAGUAUCAAAAUGUAGAUAUCCUUUUCUAUGGUGUCGUUUAGCAAUAUGUACAUGUUCACUUUUGAACCACCAUUUUUCAAUUGUAAAUAAUUAAGUUUUAUUUUAACAAUGGUGAUUAUUUAUGUUCUGCACCAAAGAGCAAAUUGUAGAGAAGGCUUUGUUGACCCGUAUAAGGCAAAUAACCAUUGUUCCAGAUACGAAAUACAGGAUUCACAUCAGAUGUAAAUAUUGUCUUGUGAUGUUAAGUAUUAGAUUGGACUGGAACAUUGAGAUUUGUAUUUAGUCAGCAAGGCCAACUAUUCUGUAGAAGACACAAGCACAUCUGCUUAAGUGGAGGCAAACCAAUGAAUCUCGUCUGUAAUGCGUAGAUAAACAAAUACAACUUUCCUUAAAACUACUUGGCAUAAAUGUAAGUGUAAGUGCGUCAUUGGAAUGACAAACAACUGUUUGUGAUAACAAAAAUAUUUGAUAAUGUCCACUCAGUUAUGUAAUUGAAUUAGACAACACAUUAGGCAUCUGGUGUUUGGCAAUGUCUAUGAGAAAUGGAUGAUGUUUAAAGUUGUGCAUGUUUAUGUACAUGUUAUUAAGACGAGUUUGAGUAGAAAAUGAGAUUAAUGAGACGUAGCUUAGCAAAAAGUGACGCAAAUCUUAAAUUGCAGAAAAAUUACUCUGACAAAUCAAACGUAAUUUGUAAGAGAUGUUGUUCAUCUUGUAAAUCAUUUCUUCAUUUGUGUAAUCGCCAUUUUUGUGCCCCAUGUGCAUCUUUUGCUAGUUUCAAAUCACUUGAAGGUUAUGCCUCCAGAGAAAUGGAAGUUAAACAUCACUUAGUGUAGUUUCCAUGGCAACACCACAAGGAGCACUAUUUAUUUUUGAUACAAAUUGUAUGGUUGAUUGUAUGAGUGUGUUUGAUAUUUUUAUUGUGUACAGAAAAGCUGCUUUUACAAUCCUGAUAUUUUACUCGUGUACAGCAAUCACGUCAGGUCUAAAGGCAGGUGAAUUUGCUGAUCGGUGUGUGUUGUUUGGAGAUGUAAAUUAUCAUCACCUGAAUCGAAGUUCUUGCCAGUAUCUCCAACAAUUUGCAAGAUGGGUGACGUUUUAUGUGGAUAACAUUCUCAUUGCCAUAUAACCGAAUCCAAACAGUGAGAUUCUUCCAAAACUCUGCUCUCAGCUGAUGAUGAAGGGCUGAAAUCGAUGUACCGCAAUUGGAUAUUACAGCAACUAUGUAUGGUUAUGCAACUUGUCUUUGUGAAAAAAUGAUGUCAUUAUUACUUAAGAAUCUAUUACAUGUCUACUAAACCUUUGUGAGAAGUGGUUUUGAAAUCAGCGUCUUGAAGAAGUCACUUGUUCCCAUUCUUAUUUGUGUCACCAUGGAAACAGUGGACAGGCAGAUUUUUGUGUCAUCACCCUUGUAUAUACUCACAUUGUCCAUGUUUUAUUGUCAUGACGACGAUGUACACAAAUGCCUUCCAUUCAGUUGCAAUGAGUGGUAAAAGAGUUGUCUCCCUUCACAUUCCAUACUCCAUAGAUAACAUGUCGUCAAUUCUUUGUAUUGAGAUUAUCAAUUACAUUGUCAGUUACACAGAAUCAUUGACAGUUUAUUGUUAUGUUUUAAGUGCUGGUGUUAAUGCAAUUCUGUGGAAGCUAUGUUAUUGGCUGACUGCCAGACCUGAAGCCAGUUAAUCAUCGUCAUGCAAUGAAUGUUCAGGCACUGAUCUUCCAUGAAGAUAUUGGUAACACAUAGAUCAACAAUAUCGGCAUGUUGUUAUCUAUAUGUUAUCCCAAUAUUUCCAUAUAUUUCUGCAUAAUGGCAGUGUUAAGUCUUUGAGUUGAGUUGAAGUCAGUCUAUGUUUACCACUUUCACCAGUAGGGUGCAGAUCAAGAGACCAAAAAAUGAUACUCAUGACAAUCAGGUUUUUGUUCUGGCUGAACCUUGUGGCGAUAAAAAGUAUCUGAAAUUGAAAUAAUCAUAAAAUAUUUAAAUGAAAUAAAAUUUUGUGAACAUCAUUAGUCUCAUGAUGACUGCAAACUACUAUGUGCUAAAGGAAGGCUUUAGUCUGCUAUGGCCUUAUUCUCGAUUCCUAUGCAAGCUGCCAAAGACUGACAGUGUAUCAAGUACUUGUACAGUUGUCAUUCAGUUGUAUUGUAAUUGUUAUUGGUUUGUUUGAUAUCUGAAUGCAAGGUGCGAACAGGCCGUGUCAUCUGUAUCUGUGGUCAGAAAUAUAAUUCAACAUGAUGAAAUAAAAUGCCAAAUAAAUAUUUAAUAAAA
Haliotis rubra (blacklip abalone) is the source of this 4875-nucleotide messenger RNA. Its product is annotated as cadherin-related tumor suppressor-like. The record is from RefSeq and is a predicted model, not a curated record. The transcript is spliced from 4 exons. NCBI's taxonomy places the organism in Eukaryota, Metazoa, Mollusca, Gastropoda, Lepetellida, Haliotidae. The coding region runs from base 111 to 2477 and encodes 788 amino acids.